UAUCUUUUUAGCUACAUCAAAUAGUUUCCACAGUUUCCACAUCAAACCCAUAAUCAUCACGCCUCUUUCAGCCCACUCCAUCCCCCUCCCUCUUUUUCUCUACAGUUUCUCUGCUGUACUAAAGCAGCCAUCUUUCUCUCUCUAUCUCUCUCUCUCUCUCUGUCUCUCGAAUGUCCAUAAACCCACUUUGAGCAGCAACAAUCAAACGACAACAACAUCAACAAAGAAAAAAAAAUACAAAAGCAAAAACCAAAAAAAAAAAAUCCUUCAUGGAACCAACCCAAAACUCCCCUUCUUCAAAGCUUCACAAGCCUUCGAUUACCCUUGAAAACUCCCCCUGGACCUCUCAUUUCUACCCUCAUCAAUCUUGGAUAAACUCCUACAACAAUCCCCAAGACCACCCUCUCCAUCCCUCCAUGUUCUUCCCCUCAAACCACCCUUCCCGCAAGUUCAACCUUAACCAAGACGAAGACGAAGAACUGGACGACCAAACCUCCAUUGACAACACCCAAAACCCUAACCAAAACCCUCAUGAAAACCCGUUAGACCACGAAAGAGAACCCAUGUUUGAAAAACCCUUAACCCCGAGUGACGUUGGCAAGCUGAACAGGCUUGUUAUCCCCAAACAACAUGCAGAGAAAUACUUCCCACUCGGCGGUGACUCGGGUGAUAAAGGGUUGCUACUGAGUUUCGAAGACGAGUCGGGCAAGUGUUGGCGUUUCCGUUACUCGUAUUGGAACAGCAGCCAAAGCUACGUGUUGACAAAAGGGUGGAGCAGAUACGUCAAGGAGAAGCAACUUGAUGCUGGUGACGUUAUUUUAUUCGAACGACACCGUACGGAGGGUGAUAGGUUGUUUAUAGGGUGGAGGAGGCGCGGUGCAGCAGUGGCAGUUGCGGCGGCAGCGGAUGCUGGCAACUCCGCCAUGGGGAAUAGCGGUGUUGGCGGUGGCAAUGAAGGGUGGAGUAGGGGAUUGCAUCAAGGGCAUCCUUAUCUUGGGCACAUUCAAGGCCAUGGGGCUAAUGUGCCAUACCAACCUGACUGUCUUCAUGCAGGAAGCAUUGCUCAAAAUCAAGCACCGGCUGGGAACCCAAAGAGGCUGCUGCGGCUAUUUGGGGUGAACCUAGAGUGCCAGCUCGAUGAGUCCGAGCCAUCCACGCCUGAUAGCUCGUCGGUGUCAAGCCAGGGGCCAACCCACCACCAGUUUUACUCUCAGUCCCAUAAUUCAAACUACAUGGACAUCACUUUCUCCCGAGAUAUCAAGCAUAUGAGAAAUCAUCGAGGAUAAGAUCUGAAGAUGUGACAUCCAGGAUUUGACUUAACUGAACUCCACUUGGAAGGUCAAAAGACAGUUUUAGUAUUAGAAAAAAGAGUAAAAGUAUUUUCUUUUCUUCUGUUUUUUUUUUUUAUUUUAUUUUUCUUGGAAGGCGAAGGAGUAAAAAAAAAAUA
This is a messenger RNA of Theobroma umbraticum, 1447 nucleotides long. Its product is annotated as B3 domain-containing protein At2g36080-like. Gene Ontology annotation, molecular function: DNA-binding transcription factor activity; DNA binding. Lineage: Eukaryota; Viridiplantae; Streptophyta; Magnoliopsida; Malvales; Malvaceae. The record is from RefSeq and is a predicted model, not a curated record.